AUGUCCUCCGCUGAGCUCAAGAACGUCGCUGUGAUCGGCCUGGGAGCAGCUGCCGUCGUCGCGGCGAAAGCACUCGCUGCUGGCUUACCCUCCGCUUAUCGCGUUGUAGCCAUUUCGGAUGUCGACUAUACCGUAGGUGAUUCGCUAUGCUCGCCCGAUAUACCCCCCUGACCCCAUUCCCAUGCUCCCUCCGGCAGUACUACCACAUCGCCGGCCUUCGAGCGCUCGUUCAACCCGGCUUCGAGGACAAGAUCAUCGGUCCAUUGGACAACGUCUUCCCUUCCGGAUCUCGUCACAUCGUCAAGGCUGGUUCCAAAGUCAUCAGGCUUGAAGCUCAUUCCCUGACGCUUGCGAAUGGCGAGGUGAUCCCUUUCGCUUAUGUCGUGAUCGCUACCGUACGUCGGCCCCCUGGAAAUGGAUUGACACCGUACUUUAUGAUUUAUGAGAGGAGGACCACCACUCAACCCCUUCUCUCAUCUUUGUAGGGUUCAACAUACGCUUUCCCCAACCGCGCCCCCUCAGAUUGGUCCGUCGAGCAACUCAAGUCCGGCUUGAAGCAACUCAGGGGCCAAGUCGAUGCCGCCCCGGAGAUCUUGGUCAUCGGUGGGGGAGCGACCGGCGUCGAGUUCGCUGGUGAAGUCAAGGGCCAACAUGGGGACAAGAAGAACGUUACGGUUAGUCUUGUGACAAGUUUAGUGUGAACGCGAUCGGCGACAGCGACUGAUAUAGAAAUAUGAUCCGCUGCACAGCUCGUCCACCCUUCCAAGACUCUGUUCUCGAAUGGCUGCAAGGAGAAGCUCGGCAAGAAGUGAGCGCUUCUAGCUCAGACUUUGCCGCACUGGACUCACUUGAUCUAACCUGCUCCGUUUGUGUAGCCUUACCAACUCGCUUACAGCGCUCAACGUUAAGGUCGUCGUCAACACCCGAAUCGACGUAGGUGACCUCAAGACCGGCCCCAGCUCAGGUCGCACUUUCACUCUUGGAGACGGAUCUGCCAUCACUCGUGAGUCCCCGAGAGAAGACGGAAAUAUUUACAAGGACCAGCGCUAAGUCACUGGCACAUUCAUCUUUCUCUCCACAGCCGACUUUGUCUUCAUUGGCUUCGGAUCGACACCCAACAGCGAACUCGUCAAGGCGUUCGAUGAACAGCUCGUGAACGAGAAGGGCUACGUCAAGGUCAAGCAGUCUCUGCAAGUUGCUGCUUCCACUCCCGAGCUCGACCACUUCUACGCCAUCGGUGACGUGACGGACGUCAAAGAAGCCAAGCAAGCCGUGACGGCCAAGGCGCAAGCCCCUAUCGCCGCCGCCAAUAUCCUCGCUUCCAUCAAGGGCAUCAAGUCCCUCAAACCUUACAAGCCUGCAGGGGACCUGAUCGUCGUCACCGUUGGUCCUAAACGAGGUGCGGGUCAGAUGUUUGGUUUCGUGAUUGGGGACUUCUUCACAUCCAAGAUCAAGAGUGGGGGUUUGUUCUUGAGCAUGUGGCAGAAGGAUUAUGGGAUCAAGGCAUGA
Molecule: messenger RNA, 1509 nt
Organism: Microbotryum saponariae
Lineage: Eukaryota; Fungi; Basidiomycota; Microbotryomycetes; Microbotryales; Microbotryaceae
Source: the annotation of a GenBank genome assembly